This is a messenger RNA of Suillus subaureus, 492 nucleotides long. RefSeq lists its product as uncharacterized. NCBI's taxonomy places the organism in Eukaryota, Fungi, Basidiomycota, Agaricomycetes, Boletales, Suillaceae. The record is from RefSeq and is a predicted model, not a curated record. The coding region runs from base 36 to 347 and encodes 103 amino acids. The transcript is spliced from 2 exons.
CCUUCUUACUUCAUCUCCCCAGUACUUCUCGACGGAUGCAAUACCCAACUUCCCAGCGAGCGCAGUGGCAAAAACGGAACCGACUUCGCCCAAUCGAUCGGAUCAGCUCUUGGGAACCCACCCCCCGCCAUCCGAUAAUAGUUCGUGCUCCCGCAUUCCCUCGCGGGCCUCCAGCGUCUCUGUCAUACCUCCAGCCUUUCCCUCUGAUACCUCCAGCGCUACUCUCAUCUUGUCGACUCCUCCCUAGCCCUUUCAUCAUUAUAUCAUCGCCACUACUCUGCACCAACACGUCCCCUGUCACAUCGUUCACCACUGUUAAGGCUUUGUCGGCGGUUGCUGUAUCAUGACCACAAUAAUAGUGACAUCGGCUGCGCCACUCCCGACUCCGCAUGAAGACACCAAGACAAGAUAUGAUUUGUAAAUGACUGCAGCACAAAAAAAUCGGAUACCUGUAUGUAUGUAUACCUGUAUUGAGAAGGGUAGCUUCAGUUU